AAUCCCAUGUUGUUCAUGACCUUGGAUUCAUCGACAUUAAAAACCAUAGGAUUGUGUUCCAAGCUACAAGGACCAAACCAACCAUCAUUCAACACUUGUCUCACACAUAGCUCCUUACCCUUCAUAUGUGUAUGUUUUUUUUAGAAGGGUCACGUUCUUCUCUUGUUUUUUUGUCACAAUCAUUUCAAAUUAAGGAAGAGAAAAGAGAGAAAAGAGGAGGAAGGGGUUUUGGAUUUUGGUAUGGAGAAUAAUCACAUGGUGAAGGAGGAAAUGGUAGAUGAAGAAGAAGUGGUGGAACAUGAUGAGAUUAGUCCCAUUGGUGAUGGUGAAGAUGAUGAAGAUGUUGUUUCCACCUUAACCAUGGAAAGGGUUGCUGCUGCUAAGAAAUUCAUUGAGAGUCAUUAUAAGUCUCAAAUGAAACACAUUCAAGAACGCAAAGAAAGGCGUUCGGUGCUACAAAAGGAGUUAGAAUCAUCGCAUGUACCAGAAGAAGAACAGAUCAAUUUACUGAAGGAUUUAGAGAGCAAAGAGACGGAGUAUAUGCGGUUGAAAAGACAUAAAAUAUGUGUUGAUGAUUUUGACCUUCUAACCAUUAUUGGCAGGGGAGCCUUUGGUGAGGUAAGACUCUGCCGCGAGAAGAAAUCCGGCAAUAUAUAUGCCAUGAAAAAGUUGAAAAAGUCUGAAAUGCUCAGCAGGGGACAGGUUGAGCAUGUUAGAGCUGAAAGGAAUGUACUUGCAGAAGUUGCGAAUGACUGCAUUGUGAAACUUUAUUACUCAUUUCAAGAUCCUGAAUUCUUAUAUCUUAUAAUGGAAUAUUUACCUGGUGGCGAUAUAAUGACUUUGUUGAUGAGGGAAGAAACUUUGACAGAAAGUGUGGCAAGAUUUUACAUCGCCCAAACCGUUUUGGCCAUCGAGUCUAUUCAUAAACACAAUUACGUUCAUCGGGAUAUAAAACCUGACAACCUUCUAUUAGACAUAAAUGGUCAUAUGAAAUUGUCGGAUUUCGGUCUUUGCAAACCUCUUGAAGUCUCAAAUCUAUCACCUAUAAGUGAAAAGGAAAUAUUGGAUGAUGAUAACUUGAACGAUACAAUGGACGUUGAUGGAAAUUACCCGAAUAGUAGAAAUGGUAGGCGUUGGAAAAGUCCUCUCGAACAACUUCAACAUUGGCAAAUGAAUAGGAGGAAGUUGGCAUUUUCCACUGUCGGAACUCCAGAUUAUAUUGCUCCGGAAGUGUUACUGAAAAAGGGUUAUGGCGUGGAGUGUGACUGGUGGUCUCUUGGCGCUAUAAUGUAUGAAAUGCUUGUCGGUUAUCCUCCAUUUUACUCUGAUGAUCCUGUAACAACAUGCCGAAAGAUUGUCCACUGGAAAAACCACUUAAAAUUUCCGGAGGAGGCAAGAUUGACACCCGAAGCGAAAGAUCUGAUGCACAGGUUGCUUUCUGGUGUUCCACAUAGGCUUGGAACCAGAGGAGCAAGAGAAAUUAAAGAUCAUCCUUGGUUUAGGGAUGUUUUAUGGGAUAGGCUCUAUGAAACCGAGGCUGCAUUUAAACCACGAGUCGUAGGGGAACUUGACACUCAGAAUUUUAUGAAAUUCGAUGAGGUUGAACAACCAAUGCCAGCUCGAUCUGGAUCCGGACCCAUCAGAAAGAUGCUUUUUACUCAAGAUCUCAGUUUUGUUGGCUAUACAUAUAGGAAUUUUGCAGCUGUCAAAGGGAAGCGUCAUUCUAUUGAAAAGGGAAGCGUGUCACCACGAUCAUCAGUCGACUCGACACACAGUGAUUCUGUAAUAAACUAUUCCACCUGAUACUCAAUGGACAUCACCAAAGCAUAGGUGGUUGCACCCUAUGGUGCUUGUGAAGAGUGACCUAACCUUAUUGUAAUGUACAUUAUGACCUUCUCGUGUUGCAAAUAGAUGGAGAUUCACCUUCUUCGAUGAUGGUGUCUUUUCGCCUUAGUUUCAGUGGCGGAAAGUGCUUUGGUACAGUGGCGAUGAGUCUUUAUGGUGGAACGAAAGGUGUCUGCAGACACGUUAGCUCUCCAAUGCUCAAAUCAGUGUAGGAAAUGAGAUGGAAUCUGUGAAAAGUGUGGAAAAAGUGAAUCAUACCUUGGGGUGAAGCUAAGUCACCCUUAAAUAGGCGUGUAUGAGAAUAACCGUCUCUGUAAAGUGCGGCGCUUCAUCAGGAGGCCGUUGGGAGAUGUGUAAGGUGUCUGAUGCACGGAGACGUGCUUAGGUGGAGUGGCGUGCACCAAAGUUAGGGUGUUUGUCCAAGUGACACGUGUUGCUCCGGCGUGUUACUUGUCCACGUGUCAGCGUUGGAUUGGAUUUAUAGCGGGUCCAGAACAAUAUAUAAAGAGAGAUAAUUAGGAUCUGUUGACAACAGGUGUCACCAAAUCCCAAGGGUUGUUUCAAUUUAAUUUAAAGGCUUCAAUUUAUUCAUUUCACAAUGUCACCUGACACUUUCAUCGUUCUUUUUACACUUUCAUCAUUUUUUUUACACUCU
Medicago truncatula (barrel medic) is the source of this 2500-nucleotide messenger RNA. Its product is annotated as serine/threonine-protein kinase tricornered. Gene Ontology annotation, biological process: protein phosphorylation. Gene Ontology annotation, molecular function: ATP binding; protein serine/threonine kinase activity. The coding region runs from base 241 to 1803 and encodes 520 amino acids. The record is from RefSeq and is a predicted model, not a curated record. Lineage: Eukaryota; Viridiplantae; Streptophyta; Magnoliopsida; Fabales; Fabaceae. The transcript is spliced from 13 exons.